Tripterygium wilfordii is the source of this 2914-nucleotide messenger RNA. RefSeq names its product potassium transporter 6-like. Lineage: Eukaryota; Viridiplantae; Streptophyta; Magnoliopsida; Celastrales; Celastraceae. The transcript is spliced from 8 exons. Gene Ontology annotation, cellular component: membrane. The coding region runs from base 539 to 2875 and encodes 778 amino acids. The record is from RefSeq and is a predicted model, not a curated record. Gene Ontology annotation, molecular function: potassium ion transmembrane transporter activity. Gene Ontology annotation, biological process: potassium ion transmembrane transport.
CUGGGCAAAGCAAGAGAGAGAGUGAGCAUUCCCAAUUUGGCUGCUGAAGCGUCCACCACGUUGUCACUUCACCUCCUUCGCUCCGACCCAAGGGGAGACUGGAGAAUUGAAUACUUAAUACAAACAAAGACCCAAACAUCCACUCACCAACUACACAACAAACGAGAUCUUCCUCUCUAUGUGCUUGCUCUGGUUCUCUAUAAACCCCUCACGCAAUUUGUUCUUUAUUUUUUUAAAAUUUUUGUGCUGUCUUUUGGUUCCGAGUUUCAGCAACUCAUUACUUUUGUUUUCGUGUUAUUGUUUACUUCUCGGAUUGUGACCAUUGAAUCUGUGGUGGUUCAACUGCUGAUGUAUUCGCUACUCAAUAAAUUAGUACUCUAUUGAAUAAAGAAAUCGGUGAUCUUCGUGGGUUUCUGCGUGUCAGUCUAGUCAGUUUUCUUUGGGGGCGGCUGGAUGGGGCUUUAGGAGAAUGGGUAUUUGUUGAAUAACAUUAUUUUGCAGCAAAAAUGGAAACUUUGAACUUCUGAGGUCAGGCAUCAUGGAUCCAGAAACUGGGUUUUAUCAAAACAAAGCUAAGAAGGAAUCGUGGAGGACAGUGUUAACGUUGGCCUAUCAAAGUCUAGGCGUUGUCUAUGGAGAUUUGAGCACUUCACCCUUAUAUGUGUACAAGAACACAUUUGCUGACGAUAUUAUACAUUCGGAGACAAAUGAAGAGAUAUAUGGAGUUUUGUCAUGCGUUUUCUGGACUCUCACUUUGGUUCCUUUGCUCAAAUACGUGUUUAUAGUUCUCAGAGCUGACGAUAAUGGCGAAGGAGGGACUUUUGCUCUGUAUUCGUUGCUGUGUCGCCACGCCCGAGUCAACUCACUGCCCAGUUGUCAGAUAGCAGAUGAGGAACUAUACGAGUUCAAAAAGGAUAGGAUCAGUCCGGACCCAAAAUCGAAUUAUUCAUCAAAGUUGAAAUCUUCUCUGGAGAGGCAUAAGGUAUUGCAGAAAAUUUUGCUUCUGUUGGCUUUGAUUGGAACUUGCAUGGUGAUUGGCGAUGGUGUCCUAACACCGGCUAUUUCUGUUUUCUCUGCGGUUUCGGGGGUUGAGCUUUCAAUGGCAAAAGAUCAUCACAAAUACAUUGAAGUUCCUGUUUCAUGCAUCAUUUUGAUUGGCUUGUUUGCCCUUCAACAUUAUGGGACCCACAGGGUUGGAUUUUUGUUUGCCCCAGUAGUCGUACUAUGGCUUUUGUGCAUCAGUGCCAUUGGUUUAUAUAAUAUUGUGCACUGGAACCCUCACGUUUAUCAAGCCCUAUCUCCAUAUUACAUUUACAAAUUUCUGAGGAAAACACAGAGAGGAGGUUGGAUGUCGUUGGGUGGAAUUUUACUGUGUAUAACAGGUUCAGAAGCUAUGUUUGCCGAUCUUGGCCACUUUUCACAAUUAUCAAUCAAGAUAGCAUUCACAUCUUUGGUUUACCCGUCCUUAAUUCUUGCCUACAUGGGGCAAGCUGCUUAUCUGUCUCGGCAUCAUAUUGUUGAUGGCGAUUACCGAAUUGGAUUCUAUGUAUCUGUACCAGAAAAAUUAAGAUGGCCUGUUCUGGUCAUAGCCAUCCUUGCUGCAGUUGUGGGAAGCCAAGCCAUCAUUACCGGAACCUUUUCUAUCAUCAAACAAUGCUCUGCACUGGGUUGCUUCCCAAAAGUUACAAUAGUCCACACAUCAUCCAGAAUCCAUGGUCAGAUCUAUAUCCCAGAUAUUAACUGGAUCUUGAUGGUGUUGUGCUUGGCUGUGACAAUUGGUUUUAGAGACACAAAGCGCUUGGGUAAUGCCUCAGGUUUGGCAGUUAUUACAGUUAUGCUGGUCACCACGUGCUUGAUGUCUUUGGUUAUUGUCCUAUGCUGGCACAAGAGUGUCUUCCUUGCUUUAUGCUUUGUGUUCUUUUUUGGUACAAUUGAGGCUCUCUACUUCUCGGCUUCUCUUAUAAAGUUUCUUGAAGGGGCCUGGGUACCGAUUGCCCUUGCAUUCAUCUUCCUAAUCAUCAUGUGCGUCUGGCACUAUGGAACACUUAAAAAGUACGAAUUUGAUGUCCAGAACAAGGUGUCCCUCCAAUGGCUGCUUAGCUUGGGUCCAAGUCUUGGUAUCGUACGAGUCCCAGGCAUCGGUCUUGUGCACACUGAGCUUGUGUCUGGAAUCCCAGCCAUCUUCUCUCACUUUGUCACAAAUCUUCCAGCAUUCCAUCAGGUCCUGGUCUUCCUCUGCAUCAAGUCCGUCCCAGUUCCACAUGUUAGACCUGAUGAACGUUUCCUAAUCGGACAUAUUGGCCCCAGAGAGUAUCGACUCUAUAGGUGCAUCGUACGAUAUGGAUAUCGCGAUGUUCACAUGGAUGACAUGGAGUUUGAGAAAGACCUCGUGUGCAGCAUAGCUGAGUUCAUCCGCUCGGGGAGCAUCCACUGCAGCGGUGCAAAUCAUGAUUUGGUAAAGGAAGAAGACAAAUUGACAGUGGUCGGGACAUGUUCCACUCACACAGACGGAAUUCAAAUGAGCGAGGAAAACACCGACAAAAUAGAGUCGGUGGGCACGUCGGAGCUGGUGGAGAUUCGAUCACCGCCCUCUAUCCAACAAAGAAAAAAGGUGAGAUUUAUCUUACCAGAUAGCCCAAAGAUCGACAGGGUAGCACAGGAAGAGUUGCGGGAACUUGUGGAAGCUAGGGAAGCCGGGAUUGCUUACAUACUAGGGCACUCAUACAUGAGAGCAAAGCAAGGGUCUAGCAUGAUUAAGAAGUUUGUAAUAAGUUACGGAUAUGAAUUCUUGAGGAGAAACAGUAGAGCAGCAACAUAUGCCCUGAGUGUGCCUCAUGCAUCCACACUGGAAGUGGGGAUGGCUUACCAUGUUUAAACAGUUUUGGUUAUACAAUUUCUGUAUCAUGUUUUUUUU